Gadus chalcogrammus (walleye pollock) is the source of this 3673-nucleotide messenger RNA. It is a transcript of the gene spty2d1, whose product is annotated as SPT2 chromatin protein domain containing 1. The record is from RefSeq and is a predicted model, not a curated record. Gene Ontology annotation, biological process: nucleosome assembly; regulation of DNA-templated transcription. Gene Ontology annotation, molecular function: DNA binding; histone binding. The transcript has 6 exons. The coding region runs from base 316 to 2547 and encodes 743 amino acids. Gene Ontology annotation, cellular component: nucleolus. Lineage: Eukaryota; Metazoa; Chordata; Actinopteri; Gadiformes; Gadidae.
UCCGGGUCAUGAAUCCGACCAUGUCCACAGCGUAUCCCAGAUAAAACCCUCAGCCCGAUGCUGAGUCCUUAUUUAAUAGCCGAUCGGCACUGUAAUUCUGGAUAAUCAAACACGCAAGCCAUUCAAGGGGCUUAAAUAACUAAAUGUGUUAUCCUUUAGCCCUAAUCUGUCGAUCACAUCACCAUAGUGGAGCUUUGUUUGUCUCCCGAGGCCGAGUAUUGACGGGUCGUCUCUAGGCUAAGCUAUCAGCUAGCCGACUGUUUCAACGUCAAGUUCUGUGAGAUCCAGGAGCUCACUGCCUUCGCCUGAGCAAUCAUGGACUUCGAUAAUAUAUUGUCGAUUGCUUCCCAAAACCAGGGUCUCAGCAGUUUGCAGAAGAAGAGAUACAGCCUCCAGACCGGUCCUCCCAAGAAGGACCCCAAGGUGAAGGGAGUGAACUCCACCGCGGUGCAGGCCUUCCUGAAGAAGAAACAGAUCAACGAUAAAAAGAAAGAGUUAAUCAUGAGGAAAGAGAAGGAGGUCCUGACGGCCAAGCGGGUGGAGCUGAAGUCGGACCGCAAGGCGCGCGCCAUGGCCUCCCGAACCAAGGACAACUUCAGGGGGUACAACGGCGUCCCCAUAGUGGAGGAGCCCAAGAAGAGGAGGUCCAAGGGGGACAGCUCGGACGAGAAGCCCAUGGUGAACUGCUACGACCCCACGGACGAGGACAACUACGAAUACGACCCGUCAGACUCGGAGCCCGAGGAGGAGCCCGAGAGGCCGAUGCGGAGAGACCACGGUAGUAGUAGUAGUAGUGGUGGUGGUGGUGGUGGUAGUGGGGUCAAGGCGUCAGCCAAGAAACCCGCCGGCCCACCCAAGCCUUCGGCAGCCCCCUUGGCGUUUGCAGACCUGCUGAAGCUGGCUGAGAAGAAGCAGUUUGAGCCGGUUGAGGUUAAAGCCAAAGCGGUGAAGAACGAGGGAAGGCUGCGCACGGCAGAUGAGAUCAGGGAGUUGGCACUGGAGCGUAAGGUUAAGAGGCUGGACAAGGGCUCCAGAGACUCGUCGAGGCCGGAGAGGGACAGGGAGAGCAGGCCGGAGAGGGACAGGGAGAGCAGGCCACAGCCCGGCUCCAGCUCCUCUAGGAAAGGGGCUCCGGAGAAGGAGCAUCGAAACGGGAAGCCGGCGAAGAGCUCUUCAGAGAAGUCGGGGGUCUCCAACGCGUCUGGUAAGAGUUCGAGAUCGAUACCGACGGACGCCAGGGACCAUGGUUCCUCUUCCAAGACGUCUCUCAAGGAGCGAGACAGAGACAGACCCAAGAGCUCGCAAAGCGACCGCGACAGACCCAAGACCAGUUUGUCUAAUCCUUCAGGUGCCUUAACCAACAAAGCCCCCACCAGGGGACCACCUUCUGCUCAGAGCAAGCCGGCCCCCAGGCCCCUGCCCGGCCACAGACCCAGCACCGCAAGUGACCUUAGCUCCAGGAAGGGUAACUCCUCCUUACCUCAAGGACGACCGGGACCCAGUCCCUCUUCUUCACGGCCACCCGGCCCGAGACCUCAGCCUCAGGCCUCUGGGCCGGCCAGGCCAGGCCAGGGGGGCUCGCUGAAGGGAGCCCCUCCCAGUAUGGACAAUAAGGUACGAAAGGGGGAGUCCGUUAGACCUGGAGCGAGCUCCAUGGGCAGACCAAACAGUGGAGCCGCGAGGCCUUCGCCUGGCGGCCCACCCAGACCUGGGGGAGGCCCUCCGGGGAGGCCCGGGGGGGUUCCUCAAGGGAGGCCGGGGGGGGUCCCCCAAGGGGGCAGGACUGGGGGUGUCCCCGAGGGGGGUAGGACUGGGGGGGUACCCCAGGGGGGACGGACUGGUGGAUUACCGCAGGGUGGCAGGACGGGGGGUGGGGCUCAAGCCCGGCCUGGAGGAAGCGGUCACCAGGGUCCAUCUCAAGGCGGGGCUAGACCCGGGAAUGCACCGGGCCGAGCGGGGGCCGCGGGGCAGGCCCCGGGCCGACCCGGACUCAACCCGGCAUCGGGUCCCGGGAGACCCAAGUGUACCGUUGUCUCCGAAACCAUUUCCGUGAGCGGAGCUAGACCGGCGAGACCGGGUGGACCUCCGAGACCGGGUGGACCUCCGAGACCGGGCGGACCUCCAAGACCGGGCGGACCGCCCCGCCCAGGCAUGCCACAGAGGCCCGGGAUGGCAGGAAGACCAGCGGCCGUGCCCUAUGGGUCCAUGGCAAGACCCUCAGCGCCGACGCUGCCACCAAUCACGUCGGCCUACAAGAGGAAGUACGAGGAUGAGGAAGACGAGUACGACUCGGAGAUGGACGACUUCAUCGACAACGGGGACAACGAGCAGGAGGAAGUCUCCAAGCACAUCAGGGAGAUCUUCGGUUACGACCGCUCCAAAUACAAGGAGGAGAGCGACUACGCCUUGCAGUUCAUGGAGAGCAGCUGGAAAGACAUGCAGAAGGAGGAAGCCAGGAGUUUGAGAAUGGCCGUCCAGGAAGAUCUGGAGGAGGAGAAGCGAGAAGAAGAUGAGAUCAAGAGACACGCCAAGAGGAAAAAGCUGUGAUGCCCUUACUGCCAUGAACUGCCCCCCCUACACACAUACACACACACACACACACACAUACACACACAUACUCACAGUCAUGCACGCUGACGAUCCCCUCAACUGUUGGACUUUGCCCCCCCCCCCCCCGCCCUCUGUCUUUGUUUAUGUUUACUCCUCAGAGGAUGAGGGUCUUUACAUUUGAAUCUGAGCUGGAAGACGGAAUUCAGUGCAAGCGUUACACAGGACCUCUCUGUAGUCACCAUGUUUCUCUCUGUUGCCUUGUUCUAUUUAUUUUCCCUUCAAGUCAGAGGUCUUAACGAUGGGGGCUGCGUCGAAGGACAUUGGAACAGGACAGGACUGUAAAUACGGCACUAUAAGUGUAAUUUGAUGUAAAAACACUUUUUGUAAAAAAAAUAAUAAUAGAAAGAUCAGACAUGAUGAUGUGAAAUGUUCAACAAAUUCCACUACGGAGCAGACUUGCGGACGCCACCCAGAAAGGUUGCAUUGUUACGUUUUAUCGAUUUAAUUUAAUCCUCGAGAUAAGAUUUCCACAUUGUGGUUUGCAUUUCCAUUUUAAAAGUGGUUGACAGAAAUGAUUCACGCUUCUGGCUUUUAUUUGAUUGUUGUUCAUUAAUUUCUCGUAUUAUGUUGGAGGCUUAGCCCGAGCAACAAAAGCUAUUGUUGUGUGACCGGAAAUUUUGGAGAGUUGUUAUAUCAAGCCAUUUAAUAUGCAUAUUCAGAUACAUUUAUAAUAUAUAUCUAUAUUAUUACAUAUUGAGAUUCAGGGUUAUUAUUUUACCCUAAAAUUGCGCUGCUCGAGAACGGUAUUUAGUUAAUAAUAUGAAGACUAAACUCCAGAUUUGUAUUCUAGGCCUGAGCUGAAGAAUUGUAAGUAAGUCGAGCUUUAUUUCUAUAGCACUUUUUUAUAAAGCAUUGUUAAAACCAACCGUUAGAAAGUGCUUCACAAGAAAAAAUAGUGACAGAAUUAAAAAGUAUAAAGACCAAAGUAAGACAUAACUGUAUAAGACUAGCUGAAAAUGCAAAAACAAUGAAAAAAAUCUGUUGGAAACAAACGCACCCAAAAACAAAAUGGAGAUCAACCUAGGAUUUCAAUUGUCACCAACAUGCUGCAUCAAUAGGAUAA